This is a messenger RNA of Clavispora lusitaniae ATCC 42720, 1785 nucleotides long. RefSeq lists its product as uncharacterized. NCBI's taxonomy places the organism in Eukaryota, Fungi, Ascomycota, Pichiomycetes, Serinales, Metschnikowiaceae. The record is from RefSeq and is a predicted model, not a curated record.
AUGUUUCGACUGGCAGCGAAAGUGGGCCUUAGACGACGAAUUUCCCUUCUGAAAACGAGGAGAUACAUGUCCUCGGCCGAUGCCAUGCUAGAUCCUAGCCAGGAAACUCAAAGCUCCGAGCUGCGGCUUUCUACAGUCUUUGAUCUUCUACAUACGCCGAAAAGACUAAAGUACACCACCAACGAAUGCUACAACCACUACAGAAGAGCAAACGCAAACUUGAUCGAAGACAUAAUACAGAACAGAGAGAAAAGUCGUGCCGUGGUUUCUUUACUAGCACAAACAUACAGCAAGUCCAAGCUGGUGUCAGCAUUGAUCUUAGAUGAGCUUUGUUCUCUUCUCUGCCAAGGGAAAAACGAUGUCUUUGUGGCGUUUGUGUCAGAAAUGGCGUCUUUGGGCCUCCUUUCCCAGAAUGUCUCUACACAGUGGGCUGCGCUUCAACUUACGCCUAGCAAAACAUUGGACUUGGGCUCGAUUUUGAUCUCUCAGGCUCUUGACACAGGAGAACCGCUUUUGGCUGUUCUGUUGGUGCUUCGUCUCCAUAGUUCAGGCUUGGAGGUGGAUAAUUCUGCUUUGAAUCUCCUCGUGGCCAAUCUCGCCGUACAUUCGCCCAUGUUCCAGGCUUAUAAUUCUUAUGCCACAAUGAAGCUCAUAGACACGUUUGGCCAAUCCAGAAUAACCUACGAUACCCUUCUUUGCUCCAUCGAGUCUAUGAUACCCGUGGGAGGGGUUCCUUACUUUGCCAAUGUUCUAUAUGACCGGAUAGAGCCAAAGUUUUCAGACCAAAAGUUUCUCCUUCUCACUGGAAAACUUAUCUCGGCCAAUUUUACUUCGGGAAACUACGUGCGAGCCACUCGACUCUGGAAAGACGUGAUGCUGGCCCAAAGUGCAGCUGGAGAUAUUCUGUUUGCGAAAGCUCACAUUGGCUUGUUCAGGCGAAUGAUGGAAUUUUUGGCCGGCGACAAGAAAACCGCUGCUUUGGAUUUGGUCAAAAACUAUUUUCCUCGAGAGUUGGACUCUCAGCCGGAAACCAUCACUUUCCUUAUAAAAUUCUAUAGCCAGUGUGGAGAGAAAAGUCUACUUGAGCAAUUGAUCCGGAAUCUUGAGCCUCCUCUUCAAAGACAAACUCUUUCGGCAUUACUUGCGCUGUUUCUCACCCAGGACAACGAAAAGGGGGCCGAAAGGCUUUUGAAGGCGAUUUUUGCCACUCCCAGCGGCCUUAAUUGUGACGACUUUGAUGCGAUAGUGGCCAAACUACUCAAGCUGCAGAAAGUUCAGCAGGCGUUGGAUAUGUGCAAAAAAAACCAUGUUCGUGUGGCCAAAUAUGGCUAUGCCCGGCUUUUGGAUUUUUUCUUGCUGCAUGACCAUAUUUCUGGAGAUACGGACAUCCUGACAGAAGACCUUAAACCUAAAGGACGUAUGCUUUUCUCCGAAAUCGUGCUGCGACUUCCUGCUCUAGAGAAUGGCGAUCCAGCCCACAAAAAAAUAACAAACGUGCUCUUUGCCCAUUUGAGCAGGAAAGUCAAUGCUGGUAGUUGCCGAAAACUAUACACUUGCACAGCAUACAAGGAAACAAGACGUCCUUUCAAUUUUGCCUCGCAUGGUUUGCCCAACGAAUUUAAUCAGCUUGUAUAUAUGGAUCACAGCAAUCGGCUUGGCUGUGUCUUGAUUAUUUUGAAGAGGGCAGUUUGGGAAAACGAUAAAGAUAACAUUGCAUGGUGUGUCGAAGAGAUGAGAGCUUUGGGAGUUCCUGGAAAAGACAUAAAAGAGUACAUUGGAAACUAA